CGGUUUUGGACAAAGAUACAAGACUCGGUGCUCCCAAACCGAACGCCUCUCUGGAAAGUUCCCCGACGCUCUUCGCUCUUCCAGGCAAAUGGAGAUUAAGGUCGAAAACAAAAGUAGCAUACAAGGAAUCUACCAAAAAAAGGUAGCAUACAAGGAGGCUUAGCGGUAAUAGAAAGGAUGGAGUCACAAAAAGCUCAAUCGGAAAACCAACAUCCAUCUGCCACGAUCAAUCCAGCAAUGUCCUCAUGCCGAAAGAAAAAAUCAGAGGAUGCCACUUUUUUGCAAGAUCUGAGAGAGCAUAUUGAUGAGUUUAUUCAUGCUUCCGUGGAUGAGCACAAAACCUGCUUUAAGAAGACCAUUCAAAAGAUGUUUGGAAUGUCCAAGGUAGUUGCAGAAAGGACUGCAGAAGCUAGAGAAGUUGAAAGUGUUUUGCCCCUUCAGACAACCGUGUCGAAAUAAGAAUCUGGAAGUUCUGGAAGUUGUUUAUGUUUGAUAUCUUGUUACUUUAUGUCCAACUGCUAGGGUGAUGACAUUGUCCAAGUACUAGUAGAUGCAAGCAACUUGGUUCCAAGUUUUGUUGAAUAUUACCAGAUGAUAGUUUGUUUUCCUUCUUCCUACUCAGUACCAAGUUCCAAUUUAGAGACUUUUACUUGAUAUAUAUAGCUAUGUACCUAUGAUGUAACGUUGAUUACAUUGCCAUUGAUAUGUGUUUAAUGUCGAUUACUUUGCCAUCUGUUCAUGGUAA
Messenger RNA from Elaeis guineensis (African oil palm), 745 nucleotides. RefSeq lists its product as uncharacterized. Lineage: Eukaryota; Viridiplantae; Streptophyta; Magnoliopsida; Arecales; Arecaceae. The record is from RefSeq and is a predicted model, not a curated record.